UUCUUAUCUUCAUAUCUAACCUCAAGAGAAGUCUAUUUCUGCGUUGUUUAUAAAAUAAUUUACACAAAUUACAUAUAAUUUAUUUCAAUAUAAAUGAUGUGAUUGUAUUUGUUGUAUAAAAUACAUAUUUGCAAAGUUACUUUGACAAAUUACAAUUAUUUUAAUGUUCGGUUCAGCAGGAGGUGACUAGAAGAGCGCAGAUACCAGUAGCUGGAUCAGCGAAGAUGGUGGACAGAGAGAGCAUUUACUCUGCUAACUUUCCGCACACUAAUGUUCCAGUUACUCCACCAGGACUGGAAGCAAUAUAUACAGCAUGUCGAAGGCUUUAUCCCGAUCAACCAAAUCCUUUGCAAGUAACCGCUUUAGUAAAAUACUGGUUGGGAGGCCCUGAUCCACUUGACUACAUCAGCAUGUAUUCAAACCCUGGAGACCCUGCCCGACAGAUUCCUCCGCACUGGCAUUACAUCAGCUUUGGUUUCUCUGAUCUUCAUGGUGAUGGAAGAGUUCAUGAUUUAGGAAGUGGAACAGAUGGGCCCAGUGGGUUUGGGUUUGAAUUGACAAUGCGGCUGAAGCGAGAACCAGAGGAAACAAACCCACCCACUUGGCCAGCAGCUUUAAUGCAAGCCUUAGCACGUUAUGUGUUUCAGUCAGAAAAUGUGUUAUGUAGUGGUGACCAUGUCUCAUGGCACACGCCACUAGAUGGCAGUGAGUCUCGCAUUCAGCACAUGCUAAUGACAGAAGAUGCACAACUGCACCCAAUAACAACACCUUUUGGCAUUGUUAAUUUUAUUCAGAUUGUGGGUGUAUGUAGUGAAGAACUGAAAGCAGCUCAGCACUGGAAUGGCCCUGGUGUGAUUGAACUGUUAAGAUCUAAACCUAGUGCUGGUGGAGCUUGGCUAGUAACAGAUAUGAGGCGAGGGGAAACCAUAUUUGAGUUAGAUCCACAUUUACAGGAGAGAGUUGAACAAGGCAUCGAACAAGAAGGUUCCAAUCUGAGUGGUGUCAGCAGUCGCUGCAUGUGGGAAGAACCAGGUGACAAUGAUAAUCACAGUACAUACAGUGAUGAAGAUAAAGAAAACAACCGCUCAGAAGCUGAACGGAAGGGAAGCAAAGACUCAGAUCGGCGAGAAUUGUCAGAAAUUGAGUCAGAACAGAUUAAAGCAACUCUCAAAAAAGGUCUUAGCAGUACACGACUUAAUGUGCAGUCAAGAGAAGAUGGUAGUGAAAAUGAACAUCAACACCAGUCACGAAAGGAGUCCUUUGACAGUACUACAAGUUCUGAAGGGCCUACAGAGCUCAUUCGUACCCGCACUUUGGAGUCUGUGCAUCUCAAGUUUAACUUGGAGGCAGGAUCUCUUCUGCCUCUAGCUCUCAGGGGCAGAUUAAAACAUGGGCGCCACUUCACCUUCAAGAGUGUUUUGAAUGAUGUAGCUGUCACAUUAGUGUCACCAAGUGUUGUGGGAUCCAUCGCUGAUGAAGAGCAUCCUUUUGCUGCACAUGGCACAUGGCUUCAGGUACUCAUCCAAGAUGACUUCUUAGAGGAAAUGAGUGAAGAUCUUGAGGAACUUGCACGAUGUGAUGAGAUGAUGUGUCCAAAAACAUACAGCUGGCCAGAACGUCGACUAUGCAUCACUAUUCUGGCCAACGAAAACUAGCCAUUUGCGUUGAGUGGAUGCUUGAAUAAGGACUCUGGAUGUUUACAUAUCUGUCUAGGUAACUGAUAUGAAGUUGACAUGAGGCUUUACUGCACUAUGGGGACUACAAAUAUCAGGGCCCUUUGUUUUCCUUGUGACUGAUGUGCAACCUUUGCUUAACAUGGAAAAAUAUAAACUUUCCCUUUUUAAAGGGACCUGUUAAAGAGGACAAUUGUUGUAGUAUGCAUAGCUGGAGCUCAUUUGCUGUGCACAUAGCUUUAGCUCCAAAGUGGUUAUUCAGUUUUGGAAUGACAUGGUCAUUGUCAAAGCAAAGAAAAAUAACAAAAUAAAAACAAAAUAACCCAACUCUUCAGUGGGUAUAUAGUCCAGAAGACAGCAGAAAUAAACUAUCCAGUCUUUCCAUGGUGCUUUGUCUUCAAAGAUUUAUUUACACCUUGCAUCUGUUACAAGGCGAGAAAUAUACAGUAUGCUGUAUGUAGUGCCAAGUGGGGACUGGCAUAAUCUGAGCCAGUUUGGUGGGCAGUUUGUGUUCAAAUGGAUAUUUCCAUCCUGUUGGCAGUAUUCCUGAGAAUUCAGAGGUUCUAAACAAAAAAGUGUUGGGCUGAGGGAGAAAUAUCAAGCAGGCAGCUGUUGUGUGCCGAACAGAGCCGAGUACCUGCAGCACAAGUAUUGUGGAUUUUUUGUGUCUACUUUGAGAGCUUGUUCCAAUCUUCUGAAGAAUCAACAUGAUGUGGAUAAAUUUCUGCCCUAUCCAUGGCAUUAAAUAAGACAAGGACAAGAUAUAUCAAAGUUGUAUUUAAUGUUGUGAUAAUUCAGUCUGAAGUUUUAGUGUUCUUUAAUAAAACUGCCAGGACUGACAAAAUUCUUUCAAAGGCGAAUUCCACACUGGUGCUUGUUUUAAUUGGGUGAGGAUCUCUUCAUAUAUACAUUGGAAUAUGUAAACAAGAAAAAGGAGAGUCACCUUUAGAGCUGUGGAUUUAUUUAGACAAAAUAUUUUGAUGAUUUGAAAUUUGGCAUAUAUAGUAUGAAAGUGUGUGUGUGCUGCAUGAAAGGCAUUUGCAAGAAAAAGAAUUGUAUUAUUGCUUGCAUUGUUCUUUCUGGUUAUGCUACAUUUAUGCCUUUGUGUUCAUAUCAGUAACACUCUUUCAUGGUCAGGUACACAAUGACUUAUAAAACACGGAAAAUUACUGUUGUUAAUAGAUUGCUAACUCAAGGUGUUUAUUUAUUUAAUCAUAUGUUGACAAAUGUUAACAUUUGCUGCCAGAAACAUAUUUCACAAUGUUAUGUAUCCUAUUGUGUUUAAUUUCAGUUUGUGAAUUUAGUUCAGUAUUUAAUCAGGCUUUCACUUUUAGACAUAACUGUCCAAGAUUUCAUUGGCAUUAAUGUGACUUAUUUCAGGUCUUUUUUUAUGCAUAAAAUAGCACAUGUGCGCGCGCGCACACACACACACACACGAGUACUAGUAAUUCUUCACCUCUGGAAAAAAAUUCUACAUGAGAAAACAAAACAAAAAAAUGCAAGAAUACAGUGAGAUGUUUUCACAGGCAUCUAUUUUAACAGUGGUGCUUUCUAAAAAUAUGAGAGUGGACAUCAUCAGUUGUGAAUGAGCAUGCCUAUAUUUGUAUGUUAAAUAUGAUGGGUUCAGCCAUUUUAGACUGAUUUGGAUUUUGUCCCUUUUUUUUAGAUAGACCAUUACAAACCAUAGGUCAUUAGAGAAACUGAUCUGAAACAAGGCUUUUUGUCUAUCAGUAGCAAGUUUAGCUACAUCGUACUACCUUGGUACAAAGGGGAUUAAGUAGUAUUACAAGCCCCGAUGUACAGAGGUGUGCUAAAAGAGUAAAGGUAUACACACAUAGCUCUUACUUAAUACCAUUAAUAUAGCAAAAUAUAAAUGGACAAGUUCUAAAAUAGUUUUUCCUCUCCUUUUCUAAUUUUUGCUUUUUUUUUUUUUUUUUGGGGGGGGGGGGGUAUAUGUUUUCUGGGCAUCUCAUGUUAAAAUAGGAUGGGAGCCAUCUUUUCAUGCUUCUUUUGGUAUUUUGUACAACCCAGGAAACACAACUCAUUGUUUUCACUAUUAUUUACUUUUGUAAAAAUUAACAGCAGCAAAUGUUAUUUGUAAUAAAGGUAUCAUGGUAUUUAAUUGGAGUUCAACAUAAAGUUCAGAAAUGAUGACAGGAUGUUGUGCUGUCAUAAAAAUGUACUGUGAUUUUUUUUUAGCUAUAAUGAGGCAUGCCAUAAAAAAAAAAAGCUUAUGUUUGUGAAGCAGGACUUGACCUCAUUUCAAAGCACUGGGGCAAUGCUGAUGCUAAAAGGUUUGUAUCUUGCAGUCUUUUAACAGUCAUUUGCUCAGAAUUUUGGUAAUUAGUGUCUUGGACUAAAUCCAGUCAUUUUAAAAUAGUUUUGCACCUGGCUUUGCCUUGAAGGGGAGGUAUGUGCAUAUUGGUGCAACUUAAAAGGGUUUGCUGCUCAUUGUUUUCUUCUGCUGGAUGCAGAGAUGAUUUUUUUUCCCUCAGUUUUCAUGCCUGUAUGUCUUAAAAGCUUUUGAUUGAGGGAAUGUUAGUUUGUACAGAUUGCUUUUUGGGCAUAUGUUUAGGUCCUCCUUUAAUAUUACAAAAUUGCAUGUUAAGAUUACUGAAGAGUAUGUAUGUAGUGGGGGAGUGGAGUUCCCUUUCAUACAGCUACUUAUUUCUUUAUUUCCAUCCUUCACGCAUAUUUGUGAUUACGUGCUGUUAAAUGAGAGGCACUGUAUACAAGUGCAAAUCUACAUUUAUAUUGAAAUAUAUAGAAAAAAUAGUGUUCAUUUUAUAUAUAGAGAUAAGAUUUGUAUUUUUAGAGUCUUUAGGCAGUUUGAAUGUUCUGUUUAAAAAAAUCAGUUACAAAUUCUAAAUACAAAAGCCCUAGACAUCCUAUGUAUAUAUGUAUAUUUGUGCUUUAAAAAAAAAAAAACAGCAGCAUGAGGCAAAGUAGCUUCUUAUUUAAAGGAUAGUCAUCAUAAAGGGCAUAACUGGUCAUUGGAGCACUGUUCAUAAAGAAUGAGAGUGUGGAAUAUGUGACCUGCAUUUGUUAAUGUAAGUGGUGUGUAAUGUACUGACAUUUUAACAUGACUCUUUUGUACAUUGCUUAGAUCAAGUGGAAGAGUUUAAAGGACUUGAACUGUGGGGAAGAGGGGAGCAUCCUCUUUAUUUGACAGUGCUUGAUUAUCGAGCAUGGUAUAAAAUAACAUGUCACAUGUCUAUUUUAAUAUGUGAAACUGAAGGCAAGAUAUGAAAGAAUAGUUGUCAGCUUUUUCACAUUAAAGACAUUUAUCAUAUGUAAAGAGGAACAUCAUAUUUUGUUCUUAAAGAUUAUUUACUGUGCAAAAUAAUGCAUUGUGAUAUCCACCAAACAUUUAGAUUUUCCGACUUAAUAAUACCAUGUUUUCAUUGCCAAAUUGGUUACAACAUUCUUAAUAAAAGAUAUCAAGUGCAUAAAUAGAGCGCCUUAGCAUAAGAAAGUACAGAGCAAUCAUAAAAUGGCAAGACUGAUUAUGAGCCAUCAUACACUAAAUCUUUGCUACUCGUUUGCAGUCUUGCUAAGCAGCAUUUAACAUUUUUUCAAGAUGAUUUAGUUAAAAGCUGCCUAUGAUCUGAAAUAUUUUUACAGAUAGACACCAAAAAAA
Molecule: messenger RNA, 5313 nt
Organism: Pomacea canaliculata
Lineage: Eukaryota; Metazoa; Mollusca; Gastropoda; Architaenioglossa; Ampullariidae
Product: suppressor of fused homolog
Exons: 11
Coding region: 225-1655 (476 amino acids)
Cellular component (GO): nucleus; cytoplasm
Molecular function (GO): transcription factor binding
Source: RefSeq, a predicted model, not a curated record